UACAUAUGUGCAUAUAUAUCCAGUCCGUAACUCCGCCAUCCGAUUCCCGUCCCGUUCGGUUCCAUACCAUACCACACCAUCCCCAUCCCCAUCCAUAGCAUCUCAUCCCCUGUGUGUGGGUUGAUUCUCGUGAUCAUUUCGCGCUGGUUGCCUCGGCGAGGGGCUGUCACCGUUUAGUUGUGCGCUGGCCGAGCAGCGAGUAACAUCCGGUCCACCGAGCCGAUCCUAUCCGAUCCGAUCCGAUCCGUUACGAUCCGAUCCGUUACGAUCCGCCAAACCCAAUCCAAGCCAGCAAUCCAUGGAUAGCUGAUCGAUCCGUGUGUACUGUGUGCGAAGUGUGCGUGCGACGAUCGAUUGGUUUACUUUUUUGUUUUGGUGUUUUCCGUGUGCCCUGGUCAAAAGCCCAGAGAGAGAGAGAGAGAGGGAGAGUGCGUGCCAGAGAGAGAGAGGGAGAGUGAAAGAGAAAGAGAAAGAGAGAGAGCAAUGGAGGUGCUGAAGAAGGACGCCGCCCUGGGCUCGCCCAGCAGCGUCUUCUACCUGCUGCUGCUGCCCACCCUGGUGCUGUGGUACAUCUACUGGCGGUUAUCGCGGGCCCACCUGUACAGGCUGGCCGGACGACUGCCGGGACCCAGGGGCCUGCCCAUCGUGGGCCACCUGUUCGAUGUGAUCGGACCCGCCUCAUCGGUUUUCCGAACAGUGAUCCGCAAGAGCGCCCCCUUCGAGCACAUAGCCAAGAUGUGGAUCGGGCCCAAGCUGGUGGUCUUCAUCUACGAUCCGCGGGACGUGGAGCUGCUGCUCAGCAGCCAUGUCUACAUCGACAAGGCCUCCGAGUACAAGUUCUUCAAGCCCUGGCUGGGCGACGGACUGCUGAUCAGCACAGGUCAAAAAUGGCGAUCGCACCGCAAACUGAUCGCACCCACAUUCCAUCUGAACGUCUUGAAGAGCUUCAUCGAGCUGUUCAACGAGAACUCGCGGAAUGUGGUGAGGAAACUGCGUGCGGAGGAUGGACGCACGUUUGAUUGCCAUGAUUACAUGAGCGAGGCAACCGUGGAGAUUCUAUUGGAGACUGCGAUGGGUGUGUCGAAGAAGACGCAGGACAAAUCGGGAUUCGAGUACGCGAUGGCCGUGAUGCGGAUGUGCGACAUCCUGCACGCCCGCCACCGCAGCAUCUUCCUGCGCAACGAGUUCGUGUUCACCCUGACGCGCUACUACAAGGAGCAGGGUCGCCUGCUGAACAUCAUCCACGGCCUGACCACCAAGGUGAUCCGCAGCAAGAAGGCCGCCUUCGAGCAGGGCACCCGUGGCUCACUCGCCCAGUGCGAGCUCAAGGCAGCCGCCCUGGAGAGGGAACGCGAACAGCUUGGUAAUGGUGGUGGUGGUGGUGGUGAGCUGAACCCGUUGGCUGGCAGCGAGGACAAGGACAAGGACAGGGAGAAGGAGAAGGAUAAGGAGAAGGAGAAGGAGGAGCAGAAGGACAAGGAGAAGGCGGCUCCGGUGGCGGGACUGUCCUAUGGCCAGUCGGCUGGCCUGAAGGAUGACCUGGAUGUGGAGGACAAUGACAUUGGCGAGAAGAAACGACUGGCCUUCCUCGAUCUGAUGCUCGAAAGUGCCCAGAAUGGAGCACUGAUAACGGACACGGAGAUCAAGGAGCAGGUGGACACCAUUAUGUUCGAGGGACACGACACCACGGCAGCCGGCUCCUCGUUCUUCCUCUCGCUGAUGGGCAUCCACCAGGACAUCCAGGAUCGCGUGCUGGCCGAACUCGACUCCAUUUUCGGCGACUCCCAGCGACCGGCCACGUUUCAGGACACACUGGAGAUGAAGUAUCUGGAGCGGUGUCUGAUGGAGACGCUGCGCAUGUACCCACCAGUUCCACUGAUCGCCCGCGAGCUGCAGGAGGACCUCAAGCUGAACUCGGGCAACUACGUGAUCCCCAGGGGCGCCACGGUGACGGUGGCCACCGUCCUGCUCCACCGCAAUCCGAAGGUCUACGCCAAUCCGAACGUCUUCGAUCCGGACAACUUCCUGCCGGAGCGGCAGGCCAAUCGCCACUACUACGCAUUCGUGCCCUUCUCGGCGGGACCACGCAGCUGUGUGGGGCGCAAGUACGCGAUGCUCAAGCUGAAGAUCCUUCUGUCGACCAUUUUGCGGAACUACCGUGUCUACUCGGACCUGACCGAAUCGGACUUUAAGCUGCAGGCGGACAUCAUCCUGAAGCGGGAGGAGGGAUUCCGCGUGCGCCUGCAGCCGCGCACCAGGUGAACCCGGUGACCGCGACGAACACGAGCUAGGCGAACCAGGUGGACCAGGUGGAGCUGGUGGAACUGGUGGCGGACAGCACACCGUACACCGAACACCGUACACUGUACACAAUGAGCUACACAGAACGGACACUUAUCCAUACAUACAUAUAUCUCCACUUGUUGGCAAGUGAUAGUCACCGGUUUAUACAGUAAUAUUGAUAAUAUUAAAUAAUAAAUGUGCUCCCACACUCGAUUUAUUGAAUAGUAUAAUGAUUAUUUUUUUGUCGCAUUUAACACGAAAAGCAACCACAACUAUCGUCAUCUUCCUUUAA
Molecule: messenger RNA, 2575 nt
Organism: Drosophila teissieri
Lineage: Eukaryota; Metazoa; Arthropoda; Insecta; Diptera; Drosophilidae
Gene: Cyp4g15
Product: cytochrome P450 4g15
Exons: 6
Coding region: 484-2262 (592 amino acids)
Molecular function (GO): oxidoreductase activity, acting on paired donors, with incorporation or reduction of molecular oxygen; monooxygenase activity; heme binding
Source: RefSeq, a predicted model, not a curated record